ACAUUGUCAUUUCGUUCGUAACAAAUAACACUUCGAGUCAGCCGAGAUUAAUCUAAAACAUAGUUUAAUACUCUCGAUUCACAUGUUAUAAUAUUAGUAUCCCACCAACUGUGCAAAGUGAUGCUUUCUCGCAUGACAUUAACCUCAUGGUAAGAAACAGUGCGGAAUAAUGACCUUAACAGGAUGGCGGUAUAUGCUGAACAGAGCGAUCUUCAUACCUCAACGAUAUGUUUUGGGUGUCAUGGGACUAUUUGCUCUGGCAAAUUCCUUCACCAUGCGAGUGUGCCUCAGCAUGACUAUCACACAAAUGGUCCUACAUGCAGAAUCUACUGAGCAUAUAGUAGGAGAAACUUGUCCAGAUCCCGAAGGCGUAGUAAAGUCUAAUGUUACAAGUAAUGGAACGACAGUUUAUGAGGGACGUCACCGCUACGAUUGGGACGAAGCCACACAAGGCUUACUUCUCAGUGCCUUCUAUUACGGUUAUGUGCUCACUCAUUUACCCGGAGGUCUACUCGCCGAGAAGUUUGGUGGUAAAUGGACCCUUGGAAUUGGUUUGUUGGUGACAUCAAUCGCUACAGCUUUGACUCCCAUAGCAGUUGACUAUGGUGGUGCUGUUGGGUUGUUUUUCAUCAGAGUUAUUGAAGGCUGUGGUGAGGGUCCAGUAACUCCAGCAUUUGUAUUACUACUAGCACGAUGGGUUCCACCAUCAGAAAGAUCAAGAUUUGGCGCCAUGAUCUUCGGCGGAGCACAAGUGGGAAACAUAUUUGGCCCAUACAUAUCUGGCUUAUUUUUAUCUGAUGGAGGAGAUUGGGCUAAUGUUUUCUACUUCUUCGGUGGACUAGGAAUAAUUUGGUUUAUAUUUUGGAUGUUCCUAUGCUACAGUACACCGAACUCUCAUCCGUUCAUCUCAGACGAGGAGCGUGAGUACCUCAACAAGAACGUAGUGGCUUCAGGUCUACACAAGAAGCUGGAUCCAGUGCCUUUCAAAGCUAUAUUGAGAUCAGCCCCACUUUGGGUGCUUAUUUGGGCAGCUGUCGGCCACGACUGGGGCUACUUCACGAUGAUCACAGACCUGCCGAAAUAUUUCUCUGAUGUCCUCAAGUUCAACAUCAAGGAGACUGGACUCAUGUCUGCCUUGCCUUACAUCGCCAUGUAUAUCUUCUCUUUUGUGUUCGCUGCAACUUGCGACUGGUGUGUUAGGAAGCGGUGGCACAGCAUCGGCUUUGGAAGGAAGCUUUAUACUACUAUUUCGUCUACUGUGCCGGCUGUUUUUAUCAUCUUAGCUUCGUACUCUGGUUGUAAUCGUGCUGCAGCUGUCGGCCUCUUCAUUGCCUCGAUGGCUUUCAUGGGAGGUUUCUAUAGCAGCGUGAAGAUCAACGCUAUGGACAUAGCUCCUAACUAUGCUGGAACCUGUUCAGCAUUCGUGAAUGGUAUUGCUGCUAUAUCCGGGAUUAUUACUCCGUAUUUGGUUGGACUGCUGACUCCUGAUCAAACAAUAGGCCAGUGGCGCAUUGCCUUCUGGACUGUAUUCGUGGUGUUAGUCGGAACCAACAUCGUAUACCUCAUAUGGGGUUCUGGCGAACAACAGUGGUGGGAUGACGUGGAUAAAUACGGCUAUCCCAAGGGCUGGAAGCACGGACCGCUGAAGAAACGCCAGGUCGAUAAAGAGAAGAAGAUCGUUUAUCCCAAACAUGACCACUCACCUGUUGCUUUAGAUUGAAUAAAUUGUUUUUUAUUGAUUUAUUAUUUA
Messenger RNA from Manduca sexta (tobacco hornworm), 1750 nucleotides. Its product is annotated as putative inorganic phosphate cotransporter. Gene Ontology annotation, biological process: monoatomic anion transport; transmembrane transport. Bases 170 to 1720 code for a protein of 516 amino acids. Gene Ontology annotation, molecular function: transmembrane transporter activity. The record is from RefSeq and is a predicted model, not a curated record. NCBI's taxonomy places the organism in Eukaryota, Metazoa, Arthropoda, Insecta, Lepidoptera, Sphingidae. The transcript has 8 exons.